AUGGACGAAGUCAACAAACAGCCAGUGCCCAACCAGGCUCCCGUCGACCCCCGUGACGAGACCGAGAGCAAUGCGACCAUCUUGGGGGAAGAUUCCUCUCGACCUACCACUCCUCCCCACAACCCACCAAGUGACUGGACCUUGCUGAGCCGGGUUCAACAACAACACGCACGCGAGAUGGCCUCCGGGUUCAAGCGUCAGGAGUUAGGUGUGACGUGGAGAGACUUGAGCGUGGAUGUCAUCAGUGCCGAUGCUGCCGUCAACGAGAACGUUCUCUCACAAUUCAACAUUCCACAGCAUAUCAAAGAAUCUCGCAACAAGACACCCUUGCGAACCAUUCUCAACAAAAGCCAUGGCUGCGUGAAGCCCGGCGAGAUGCUUCUGGUCUUGGGAAGACCAGGCUCGGGAUGCAGCACUCUGCUGAAGCUGCUGUCAAAUCACCGCGGUGGAUACAAAUCCAUCACCGGGGAUGUGCGAUUCGGCUCACUGAGCCCCAAGGAGGCACGGGCUUACCGCGGCCAGAUCGUCAUGAAUACCGAGGAGGAACUGUUCUUCCCCACCUUGACCGUCGGCCAGACCAUGGACUUUGCAACUCGUCUCAAGGUCCCCUUCAAGCUCCCCGACGGGGUAGAGUCGCCCGAGGAAUACUCGGCCGAGUCGAAGAAGUUCCUCAUGGAGGCACUAGGAAUCUCCCAUACGGAGAACACCAAGGUGGGAAAUGAGUUCGUGCGUGGAGUCUCUGGUGGAGAGCGGAAGCGCGUCUCCAUCAUCGAAUGUCUCGCCACUCGAGGCUCUGUCUUUUGCUGGGACAAUAGUACUCGCGGGCUUGAUGCCAGUACGGCGUUGGAAUGGACCAAGGCAAUCCGCGCCAUGACCGACACCCUGGGUCUGUCGACCAUCGUGACCCUCUACCAGGCCGGUAACGGUAUUUACGAGCUCUUCGACAAGGUUCUGGUUUUGGAUGAGGGUGAGCAGGUCUUCUACGGCACACGGGCCCAGGCUCGUCCUUUCAUGGAGCAAGCGGGCUUCAUCUGUCGCGAAGGUUCGAACAUCGCCGAUUACCUCACCGGUGUGACGGUUCCCACUGAGCGUCGUAUUCGCGAAGGAUACGGGAAUCGAUUCCCUCGCAACAAAGACGCCCUCCGCCAACUCUACGAAGCAUCACCGAUCUUCGAAGAGGCCACUUCCGAAUACGACUACCCCGACUCCGACACUGCCCGCCAACGGACACAAGACUUCAAGGAUGGUGUGGCGCUCGAGACGUCCAAGCAUCUACCUCGCAACAGUCCCUUUACCGUCGGCUUCGGUGAACAGGUCAAGACCUGCAUCAAGCGCCAGUACCAGAUCAUCUGGGGGGAUAAACCAACCUUUGUCAUCAAGCAGGUCGCCACGCUCAUUCAAGCACUCGUUGCCGGUUCGCUCUUUUACAAUGCUCCGAACAACUCCGCUGGUCUCUUCACAAAGUCCGGCGCCAUCUUCUUCUCCCUCUUGUACAACAGUCUCCUCGCCAUGUCGGAGGUGACUGAGUCCUUCGAGGGUCGCCCGGUCCUGGUGAAGCAUAAGGAAUUCGCCAUGUUCCACCCUGCUGCGUUUUGUCUUGCUCAAAUCACCGCGGAUAUCCCUGUACUUAUUUUCCAAAUUUCCAUGUUCGGCAUCGUGGUGUAUUUCAUGGUCGGGUUGACCAUGUCGGCGGGUGUCUUCUUCACCUACUGGGCCCUCGUCUUUACCACGACAAUGAGCAUGACUGCUCUUUUCCGAGCAGUGGGUGCGCUCUUCAGAACAUUCGAUGGUGCCUCCAAGGUCUCUGGAUUCCUCAUCGCUGCCCUGAUCAUGUACACCGGGUACAUGAUCCGAAAGCCUCAGAUGCACCCCUGGUUUGGGUGGAUCUUCUGGAUCGACCCCCUAGCCUACGGCUUUGAAGCUCUACUAGCGAACGAGUUUCAUGGCAAGACGAUCGAUUGUGUUGGCGUCAACCUGAUUCCUCAGGGUCCCGGCUAUCAAGAUAGUGCCCACCAGUCCUGCGCUGGGGUGGGGGGAGCUGUUCAGGGUAACACCUAUGUCACUGGUGACCAAUAUCUUGGCUCCCUUUCGUACAGCCACUCGCACGUCUGGCGUAACUUUGGCAUCAACUGGGCAUGGUGGGCACUCUUUGUGGGCGCCACUAUCUAUGCCACCUCGAAAUGGACCUCGGCCAGUGAGAGCGGUAGCUCCCUGCUCAUCCCCCGGGAACGCCUGAAGCAGCACAAUCAAAGUAGUUCCCGCGACGAAGAGUCCCAAGUUGACGAAAAGUCCAAGAAGCCCUCUGAGGGCGAUGCUCGCGAUGACAGUGACGUGGAAAAUCAACUGGUACGGAACACCUCCGUUUUCACCUGGAAGGAUCUGAGCUACACCGUGAAAACGCCCGAAGGCGAUCGUGUCCUGCUUGACAACGUCUAUGGCUGGGUCAAACCGGGCAUGCUUGGUGCUCUCAUGGGCUCAUCCGGUGCUGGCAAGACCACAUUGCUGGACGUUCUCGCUCAGCGUAAGACCGAGGGCACCAUUAAGGGAUCCAUCAUGGUCGAUGGUCGUCCUCUUCCCGUCUCCUUCCAACGUUCUGCCGGCUAUUGUGAGCAACUCGACGUGCUUGAGCCAUUCGCUACAGUCCGAGAGUCUCUGGAGUUCUCCGCUCUGCUUCGCCAAUCUCGAGAUACGCCUCGUGAGGAAAAGCUGAGGUAUGUUGAUACCAUCAUCGACCUCCUCGAGCUUCACGACAUCGCCGACACUCUUGUUGGUCGCACCGGCGCCGGAUUGAGCGUCGAGCAGCGCAAGCGUGUCACGAUUGGCGUCGAGCUGGUUUCCAAACCGAGCAUUCUCAUCUUCCUGGACGAGCCCACUUCCGGUCUGGACGGGCAAUCCGCCUACAACACUGUCCGCUUCCUGCGAAAACUGGCUGAUGUCGGUCAGGCCGUCCUUGUCACCAUUCACCAGCCGUCGGCCCAGCUCUUUGCCGAAUUCGAUACCCUCCUGCUCCUUGCCAAAGGUGGUAAAACUGUGUACUUUGGCGAUAUCGGUGACAAUGGUAACACGGUCAAGCAAUACUUUGGUCGCUAUGGCGCACCGUGCCCGCCCAAUACCAAUCCAGCUGAACACAUGAUCGACGUCGUCUCCGGGGGACUCAGUCAGGGUCGCGACUGGAACCAAGUCUGGCUCGAUUCUCCGGAACACAGCAAAGCCAUCCAAGAACUGGAUCAGAUCAUCAGCACAGCAGCUGCCAAACCCCCCGGUACCUUCGACGAUGGACAAGAAUUUGCCACCUCGGUCAUGGAACAGACGAAGCUCGUCACCCAGCGCAUGAGCACUGCUCUGUUCCGAAACACCGACUACGUCAACAACAAGUUUGCUCUUCACUUUGGCUCCGCUCUGUUCAACGGCUUCUCGUUCUGGAUGAUUGGUGAUGGCAUCGGAGACAUGCAGCUGCGCCUCUUCACCAUCUUCAACUUCAUCUUCGUCGCGCCCGGUGUCCUAGCCCAACUGCAGCCCCUGUUCAUUGAACGCCGCAGCAUUUACGAACAGCGCGAAAAGAAGUCCAAGAUGUACUCCUGGUGGGCCUUUGUCACUGCGCUGGUAGUCUCCGAAGUCCCCUACCUGAUCAUCUGCGGCGUCCUCUACUUCGUCUGCUGGUACUGGACCAUCGGUGCCGACACGGCCGCUAGCAAAUCCGGCCCAACCUUCUUGAUGAUGCUACUGUACGAGUUCGUCUACACCGGCAUCGGCCAAUUCGUCGCCGCCUACGCACCGAACGCGACCUUUGCCGCGCUGGUCAACCCGCUCAUCAUCGGAACCCUCGUCUCCUUCUGCGGUGUCCUGGUCCCUUACGCUCAAAUCCAAGCCUUCUGGCGUUAUUGGAUCUACUGGCUCAACCCCUUCAAUUACCUCAUGGGUGGUCUACUCGUCUUCAACGUCUGGGACACGGACAUCCACUGCAAGGAUGGCGAGUUCGCCGUCUUCAAUCCCCCCAGCGGAAGCACUUGCGCCAAUUACCUGAAUGACUUUAUGAAGACAAUCGGAUCCCGCAUGAACUUGGUCAACCCGGAAGCAACCGAGAAUUGCCGCGUGUGUCAAUUCUCCCAUGGGAGUGACUAUCUCUACACUCUGAACCUGAAAGAGUACUAUUACGGAUGGCGCGACAUUGGCAUCGUGGCUCUCUUUGCACUCAGCUCGUACGCCCUCGUUUACCUGCUGAUGAAGUUGCGGACCAAGGCCUCCAAGAAAGCUGAAUAG
Molecule: messenger RNA, 4260 nt
Organism: Penicillium diatomitis
Lineage: Eukaryota; Fungi; Ascomycota; Eurotiomycetes; Eurotiales; Aspergillaceae
Product: putative ABC multidrug transporter
Exons: 2
Coding region: 1-4260 (1419 amino acids)
Biological process (GO): transmembrane transport
Cellular component (GO): membrane
Molecular function (GO): ATP binding; ABC-type transporter activity; ATP hydrolysis activity
Source: RefSeq, a predicted model, not a curated record